Molecule: messenger RNA, 2839 nt
Organism: Achroia grisella
Lineage: Eukaryota; Metazoa; Arthropoda; Insecta; Lepidoptera; Pyralidae
Gene: pxb
Exons: 5
Coding region: 299-1816 (505 amino acids)
Source: RefSeq, a predicted model, not a curated record
AUGACCAGUGGUUUUUGUAGUUGCUCCUCGCUUCGCUUUGCGGUGAAAUAUUAAACGUAUCUACUGUCUAUUCGGUUGAUUGUUUUGUUGGAAGUGUUUGUUAGUGAUCUCGAAAUUAACAUUUAGUAUUUAAUGCAGUUUAUAUACUAAAUCGCAAGUGAAUUUAAAGUGUUUUUUAAUAGUGCAAUUUGAUAUAGUAAAAUUAGUUUAUUUAAAAUGUUAGUGGUUGUGAGUGUAGUAUGUAUUUUUAAUUGUUUGUUUGGAAUAAGGAAAUAAAUAACUUACAAGAAGACUGCGUAUGGCCGAAAGAUACAUAAGAAGUCCUACGGAAGCGUCGCCGUACGCUUUUUGGACACAAAAAAAUGUUCUGUAUAAAAACAGUUACAAACAGAGAAGUUAUCAACAAACUGACUUAAAUAGAGUUAAUUCUGAUAUCCGCACAAGACAAGAUGUCAUUGAAGAAGCGAAUAAUAAUAAAGUUAGUAAACAUAAGACUGGAAAUAUCGACACACCCAUCGUUAUAGCGACUGAAUUAAAUCAAGAUAUAAAUAAUCAAUUAGACAAAGAAGAUGAGGAAGUCAGAAAGAACGUAUGGGGUGACGUUGACGAUGAUACCUACAUAGCAGAAAUAAUUAAAUUAAGAACUACAGAUGAAGUGAGACGGUAUAUUCGUGAUACUAGUGAUUAUAGUGAUAACAGUGAUAAGGUUGUGAGUAGUGAUAAGUUAGAUUAUAACGAAAUGUGGGAAUUGGAGCCCACGGACUUGACGGAGUGUGACUGUUUAGGGCCACCUCCAGAGUUCCUGCUGCCUCCGCCGCCAAGACCACCUUUCCUCCAAGCAGAUUAUUACUGUGGAGACGACCCAAUACCAGACUUGGAGACCUGCGACACUGAACCAAAGAUAGACGCAUACAACCACAGCGGGCCGUCGCUGCAGACAUCGGCAGUCAUCGCAUUGUGUUCUAUCGUCCUGGUGCUCGGCAUCUUCGUUGGUGUCAUACUUGUGUGGAAGCAUAAACGGAAAGUGACCAAUCUACUGCCUUCAAAAUCCUCGGCUCCAAACCAAAGCGCCGGGUCUCAACGUCGAGCACCGCCGCCUGCACCCCUAUACGAAGACCUUCAGGAUCUGCCGAGAAGACCACCACUGCCACACAGGCCUGACUUGGAGCCUCAAUUAGAGAUGGUGGAAACGAAAAGACCUAAUUGUGCCGGACGAGUCUUCGUUUGUGGAUCCGGUGGCACCUGGCGUGGUGGGAAUUCGUGUGGGGGCGACACGUGUGGUGCACCACUUUAUGAAGAACUCCCACAUCGAUCAGACGACUCCCUACACAGUGAUGAUCAUUUCGCUGAAGACGAAUUGAGUCUAGUUGGGGAAGCUGCACCUUGUCGGACUUGUUUGAGACCGCCCGUGCCUCAGUCUUUACCUCACCGUCCUAGACAACAGCGGUUAGACAGAAGACCCAAAUCCUUAGACCGCAGGAGAGCCCAACACAGGAUGCCUCGACAUAUCCAUCCACCGGACCCUUCGGAAUUCCAUGAGGGUGUUUUAUUGGAUGCUUUAUUAAGAUUGUAUCCACAAGUGGGUACAGUUGGGGCUAGAGCUCCAGGGCCAAUGGCUGUUGGAGCAGGAGGGGCUUGGCCAGGGGGCGAAUUACCUGGUAUUGGAUGUUGGAGAGGACCAAGAGCAUCUCCGAAGCCUCCCAGCGGAGAUUCUUCGUUUGGUUCCGACUCUGGUUAUAGCAAUAAUACGUGCGGUACUUGUGGUACUAGAGCUUCGUCAAGGCACCGAUUAUCAGCUGAAAUUCCUAUGUCAUGAACAGAUAAAGACUUUAGUGGAUGGUGUGAAAUGGUCAGGUGCCAUAAUUCUGUCUCAUUGAUACCGGACUAUCAAUUUAAAACAGGAAUUAAUAUAAUCGUUUGUAUAGUGAAUUUUUUAGAUUUACUCACUGGCCUAAUUCGGUUAAGAUGGCCUCAAUUUUUCUGCCUUCUAGAACAGUGUUUGUUCAAUAAUUAGAAACAACUGUUCAAUAAUAAACCAUAUUACAUCCUCGUAGGGACUAUUUUCUACUAUUCUGUACAAAAAUAAGUCUAUUAAAGUAGAGAACUUGGCCCUAUUAGGAACUAGAGAGAUUGAUCCGUUUCUUUUUCUAUUAUAUGAAUAAUAUAAUUUUGUACAAAACUACGUGACCAUAUUUGAGUAGUGAUAGAAGUUUCGUCCUAGUAAGUUAUUUGAACUAGUCCUAAAAUUAUCACAAUUGUCGAAUUAUUAAAGUUGGACACAUUAUUGUGUUGGAUAAAUGCGGUGUAUAUCGAUUUCUGAAUUUGUAGAUAUUGUAAAAAGUAGAUAAACUAAUUAAGUGAAACAAUGGGUUGAAUUUUAUAAUCAUAUCAUAAAAUAUUCACAAUACAUUAAAAACAAUAGUUGUUAUAUCACAAUUUCUGACUUUCUUUUCUAUUUCUUUGUCACUGGUGCUAUAACUUUCUAAAUUAUUAGAACACAUUGUAUUUCUUACAAAUAUUUUAUGAUAUUUUUUUCUUUCAUAACUAUGUAUAUUGUAUCAGAAAGUACAACCUUCUAUAGAGUUAACAACAGAAUUUCUCCUUUGUUAAAUCUAUACAUAUGAGUAUGUAAAAUAUCAACUGCUUUAUGUGAAAAUUGGAAAUUAUGUAAUAAUUUGAUUGUCGAAAAAUUGUUUUUGUUUUCUGUUUUUAUUGUAUGUAUAAUUUAUUUUUUUAUAUUUUGUUCCAUUUUGUAUAGAUAUAAAGUUGCAAGAUUAUUGUAAUAAAAUCGUGGAACGGCAAUUCGAUUUAUAAAAUAUGAAAAGCACAAUAAAAUGAA